Molecule: messenger RNA, 33514 nt
Organism: Coregonus sp. 'balchen'
Lineage: Eukaryota; Metazoa; Chordata; Actinopteri; Salmoniformes; Salmonidae
Source: the annotation of a GenBank genome assembly
CCUGGACUACUUAAGGGCCUCGCCAACACAGCUCUGGUCUUUAGAGGUCCGUUUGGUUCAUUUCUGGAUUUCCACCCUGCAGUCACUGUGUCACUGGAAAGCGCAAGCGGAUUGAAGGUAACGUGGAAACUGUUUUUAUCAUUGUAGAAGAAGUGGAAUGGAGAUGAUUUAAAGGCUGUUGACAUUUAGGGAGCUAGAGGUGUGUAUAAUUAGUGCUAUUUAUAUCAAUGGUUUAAAUGACUGAUGUAUGUUUGGUAUAUACUUUAUGGUGAUACAAUAUUGUCAACUGAAGAGAAAUAUCUGAUACCAUUUUUCUCUUCUCAUCCUUGGCCAUAGUUUUGCAUACAGUUAUGAUUACUUCACACAAAGAAUACCAUUUUUAUUUCUCAGAUUGGAUAUCAAAACUAUAAACAUAACUGAAUACAAAGUACAUUCUAACACGCUACAGGGUAUUUUCCCUAGCUAACCCCAAAACUCUUGGUUGCCAGUUGGGAUUGGAUCCUGCCCAUGCUAAAAACCCUUCAUGCACUAUAGAGCUUAGUGCUAUCAAGACUCAGUGGACUCAGGUUGGAGUAAAUCCAACAUUUACCUGUCCCUUUCUAGGCCCCAAGAUGUCCAUCGCUAAUGUGGCCGCCCAGGCCAUGCUGUCGGACGCCCUGCUCCGCGACGGCGCUGGGGGCAACCGCAUCGGUCACCUGGAGCUGGAGCUGCCGCUCGACAGGGUCAUCAAGUUUGUCUCCGUGGGGCUGCCCUUGCUGCUGGUGUCCAUGGCCUUUGCUCGCGAAAUCUCCAUCGGUCAGUCAGUCUCUCUCUCUCUCUCUCUCUCUCUCUCUCUCUCUCUCUCUCUCUCUCUCUCUCUCUCUCUCUCUCUCUCUCUCUCUCUCUCUCUCUCUCUCUCUCUCUCUCUCCCCCCCCAACCUUGGUCAACUGCAGCAAUAACACUAACACAACAAUGUGUGUGGUAGCGCCACCCAUAACAGGCUACAGACAGGCAAGCUUAUUUCCUUGUUUCAUUGACAUUGAGCUAACGAUCGUCUUCCCACGGAGCUGGCCUUUAAUCAGCCGCUACAGAUAUUAAUAGGCAGGGGGAUGAUUGAGAGCAGCGUUCGCAGACACUGCAUUGCUCGGUAAUUACAGGCAACCUGGUCUUUUUGCAGCUCUCUAUCGAAGUCAAACGAUAGGAUAUGUUAAUUAACUGGAAGAUGUUGCAAAAUGGAAAACAGUCUAGAAACAGUUGAUGGAUCUUAGCCCUCCUUCUCUAGUUUGUUUUCUGCUUUAUCUUUCGUUUAUUGUCUGGUUGGUGUCUGUGUUGUGUGCACCUGCGGCUGCAGACAAGAUUUCUACCACAGCUACAAAUAGCUGGGUGAGAAGGAGCCCUUGUUGUACAAUGUGUACCAAGCAACAUAGCGAUGGCAAUAGGGGUUCUUUGUCAAACUGUCUGUGGUUGAAAGAACAUGCUUUGUUGCUGUCUGUGUUCCCUUGUAACCUGACGGCCUUAAAUAGUCAAUUUCAGAUACAGUAUGUCCCCAGCUAUCUCAAUUUAUACAAAGACACACACACACACAUAGUUUCACAUCUACAUUGUGUUACAUGUAAUCUGUCCAUGUACAGUUAUCUGUAAUAACAUACUAACAGUAGGAGUGCAGCAUAAGCAUUCUGCAUGUCCUGUCAGUAAAUUGAUGGUUGCGUGAGCUUCUUUUAGGAGACUCUCACUGAUGUGGAGGCUGUCUAUAAAAAUAGUGUAUCCUGUGUUUAACUCAGGGUUUUCUCUGAAGUGCAAGGGGCACGCCCGUCGCCCUGCCCUCCCAGCACUGCUGUAGGGGAGAUAGGCUGAAGGGAAGGGUGUGGACCCCUGGCUCUGUGGUUCAACCAUCUGUAUGGUGGAGCGGGCCGGGCUCGGUCCUGAAAAACACCCACACAUUAGGAGAGUAAUACCACCCUGUUUUAAAACCCAGUUUUCCAUUUAGAAACAUAUGAUUUAGAUUUUUUUACUUUUCUGCUUCUGGAAAAGGGAAACUUUCACAUUAAGGAAUCUCUCUCUCUCUCUCUCUCUCUCUCUCUCUCUCUCUCUCUCUCUCUCUCGUGUGUGUGUUUAUGCCUAUGCAUGCAAAUAUGUUUGUUAUGUGUGUGCACAUGCAUGCAUCUUUAUGUCAGUGUAAUAGCUUUACAAAAUAUUAACGUUUUUCCUCUAGGCCCACAGAUCAGCUGUUUCCCCCCCAAUAAUUUCACAGCCAAGCAGGCAGCCUACGUGGACACGUACUGCUGGGACUCCCUGAUGCACCAUGAGUUUGACACAGACGGAAACUUUGAGGAGCGAUCCCUCUGGGUGCACAAGGUAAGGCCUGCUCUGUUCUGUCAUGAUAGAACGAGAGACAAUUGCACACACCUUAAAGUGGAGUUGACAGCGUUUUAAAUACUUUGAAGAUAUGAAACAAACAGACAAUCAUAAUAUCAGUCAGAAAAAUCUAAUUCCCAGUUUAUGCUACAAAACCAACUUUAUAAGAGGUUUUAAAAUCAGGUUAUAUUUGACUCAACAUUUCAUGACAGAGAGUAAGGCAUUGUUGGCAGAAUAGAUGUACAGUAUGCAGUUCAAUGCAUUAUCAAUAUAAUUCACCAAUACAUUUCUUGGUAGUCUAACAAAUAUUACUAUCAGGUUGUAAAUCACAGCUGCCUCCAGCCAUUCGGGAUUCAGUUUCAAUGAGUCAAUAUUUAGGACAAAAACGGACGAAUGUAACCAAGGCUGGGAAUGACAACACAAUCAACCUAGCAAGGACAAUGAUCACAAGUCAGUCAUAAUGUGGCUAAUAGGCUAGCUUAAACACAGAACCUAACGUUAGCUAGCUAGCUAGCUUCUGGGAUGAUAUUAUUGGGCGAGUGGGUGAGCGGCCGACUUUUUCCCCUCAUAUCGUAUUUCUGUCUCUACAGCUAGACAUGCAGGUGACAUUUGGUUAGUUAGCGAGAAAUGUGAAUCACUUUGCUACCUAGCUAUACUGAACUUGAACGACUGUUAGCAUAUCUCUUAGUUGUCAAUCAAAUGUAUUUGGCAUCGAUCAAAUGGGUGGGGAGGCAGGCAAGUUCCCAAUCAGUUAUUAAAACGUGGGUUGGGACAACCAUGCAUUGGCAGGCAAGCUGCAGAAGGGCGAACUAUUCCCCAUCGUUUAUCAGUGCAAUUUUGACGGCCAACUACAAACUGAAAAAGUUUGAGAGGAUUUAUCUACUGUUCCCUUGUUAGAUUUAAGCUAAUCUCGUGCUGGCUAACAUUAGUUGUUGAUCUUAUUGUUGUUGAUGUGUAUAGGCAACUGAGGGAGAGAGAGCAUACCUGUUCAUAGUUGUUUGAUCAAUAGCACUGUAAAGUUCCCAAAUGUAAGAGGACUCCCGUGGUAUUUACAUAUUUGCAGAAAUCCAUUCAGGUGUAUUUUGUGGCUUUUGGCUAAUGCUUUCUAAUGAUCUAAAGUCACGCUGUUGCUACUGCCUGUAAACGCACAGUCCAGUUCAAAGUGAAUGAUGGCAGGCCCAUUUGACAAAUGGCUUAUUUGCAUAUUGGCCUACUGUAGCUCUGAUUGGCUAUGGCGCACCAGUCUGUGUAGAGUCCAUUCCCGAACAAGACUGACAUGUUUUUAUUAGGUUUUAUUUACUACAGUGUCUAUUAAUUGUCCAAAUGCACGGCCGCUUUCCCACUCUAUAUUGCUAUAGGAAUUUUACAAAUGGCUUAGUAUACAUAAUUCCCAAACAUUCUAUGAAAGUAUGAAAAUGACCAUAUCUAAGUGGUAAAAAAAGAGGCAUCAUAUUCUUCGUGGGGGUGUAUAUGAACAGAUUUUUUAAAGAUUUCAUGUUGCUAAAACGCUGUCAGUUCCACUGUGGCACAGGAACUGAACAAAGAAGGUAACGCAAGUACUGUAAACGGUUGCUCUUUGUCAGGUGAUAAAGACCAUGGAAAGAUUGUUUCUGUCUUUGCCAUGACAACAGUGUAAUGUAAGUUGAUCAGUGGAGGCUCCACAGAGGAGGAAGGAGAGGACCAUCCUCCUAAGUGAAUUUCAUAAAAAAUGUAAAUGGUAAAACAUUAAAAAAGUUAUCCAUUUAGAUAAAACUAUACUAAAUAUAUUCACGUCACCAAAUAAUUGAUUAAAAGACACUGUUUUGCAAUGAAGGUCUACAGUAGCCUCAACAGCACUCUGUAGGGUAGCACCAUGGUGUAGCCGGAGGACAGCUAGCUUCCGUACUCCUCUGGGUACUUUGACUUCAAUAAAAAACCUAGGAGGCUCAUGGUUCUCACCCCCUUCCAUAGACUUACACAGUAAUUAUGACAACUUCUGGAGGACGUCCUCCAACCUAUCAGAGCUCUUGCAGCAUGAACUGCAUGUUGCCCACCCAAUCAAAGGAUCAGAGAAUGAAUAUAAUACUGAAAGCAUAAGCUACAGCUAGCUAGCAAUGCAGUGCAUAACAUGUGGUGAGUAGUUGACUAAAAGAGAGAGAAAGACAAUAGUUGAACAGUUUUGAACAAAUUAAUUUCUUCCAAAAUGAAGGAGAAGCAAUAUAUAUACAGUACCAGUCAAAAGUUUGGACACACCUACUCAUUGUAGAAUAAUAGUGAAGACGUCAAAACUAUGAAAUAACACAUAUGGAAUCAUGUAGUUACCAAAAAAGUGUUAUACAAAUCAAAAUAUAUUUGAGAUUUGAGAUUUUUCAAAUAGCCACCCUUUGCCUUGAUGACAGCUUUGCACACUCUUGGCAUUCUCUCAAUGCAUUUCAAUUAACAGGUGUGCCUUCUUAAAAGUUAAUUUGCUGAAUUUCUUUCCUUCUUAAUGUGUUUGAGCCGAUCAGUUGUGUUGGGACAAGGUAGGGGUGGGGUGGGGGGGUGGGGGGGGGUAUACAGAAGAUAGCCCUAUUUGGUAAAAGAACAGCUCAAAUAAGCAAAGAGAAACGACAGUCCAUCAUUACUUUAAGACAUGAAGGUCAGUCAAUACGGAACAUUUCAAGUUUCUUCAAGUGCAGUCGCAAAAACCAUCAAGCGCUAUGAUGAAACUGGAUCUCAUGAGGACCACCACAGGAAUGGAAGACCCAGAGUUACCUCUGCUGCAGAGGAUAAGUUCAUUAGAGUUACCAGCCUCAGAAAUUGCAGCCCAAAUAUAUGCUUCACAGAGGGCAAUCACAGACACAUCUCAACAUCAACUGUUCAGAGGGGACUGUGUGAAUCAGGCCUUCAUGGUCAAAUUCCUGCAAAGAAACCACUACUAAAGGACACCAAUAAGAAGAAGAGACACGAGCAGUGGACAUUAGACCGGUGGAAAUUUGUCCUUUGGUCUGGAGUCCAAAUUGGUGAUUUUUGGUUCCAACCGCCGUGUCUUUGUGAGACGCGGUGUGGGUGAACGGAUGAUCUCCGCAUGUGUAGUUCCCACCGUAAAGCAUGGAGGAGGUGUUAUGGUGUGGGGGUGCUUUGCUGGUGACACUGUCUGUGAUUUAUUUAGAAUUUGUUUAACACUUUUUGCUACUACAUGAUUCAAUAUGUGUUAUUUCAAUGUUUUGAUGUCUUCACUAUUAUUCUACAAUGUAGAAAAUAGUAAAAAUCAAGAACAACCCUUGAAUGAGUAGGUGUGUCCAAACUUUUGACUGGUACUGUAUAUACAGAGAGAGAGAUUGUCAUUUUUUUUCACUUUAAGUUUCACUUGUGGACUGUGUUUACAUGUGAUCAGGGGUGUAUUCAUUCCGCCGAUUCUGUUGAAAAAUGUUUCUUAAACGGAAGCAAACAGAACGAAACGGGGAUAAACAUACCUGAAUUUGUCCAAUAGAAACUCUUGUUUGCAACUGUUGGACUAAUGAUUACACCGUAUAUCAGCUAGAUGUAGGCAAGAGUGUGCAAGGGGGUAUUGAAUGUGUCACCUACGUUAUAAACAUUCAUUCAUAGGCUAGGUUGUAGCAACCGCAUGAUGGGUACAGGGAAAAUGUACUAGCCUAAACCUUUCGCUGUUACAUUGAACUGGGUGAAUGGAAUAGGAAUAACAGUCAUCCAAUAUGCUGUAAUAGAAAUUUGGCCAUGCUCAUGAAAAAACAAAAUCGUCCUCCCUCAUCUUAAACGGCACUGACCGCCACUGAAGUGGAUAACGAGUCAAUGGUAUACUGGAGGCAUUUUGUGGGCUAUACUGGUAUUUGCCAGAGUUGGUGGAAUAUUCCCAAUUGAAAAUACAUUCUUAAGAUAGAAACCCAAUAUCUUAUUAAAAGGGACAUUUAAUCUGCUAAAUGGCAUAUUAUUUAAAGAUUUCUCCAGACAUAACAUUGUUAAACUUUGACAAGACAUGAACAACUUGAUAUUUAUGUUACUGAGGGCAUCAGCAAUUCAUUUCAAAGCUCAGACAUGUCAUUUUAGAUGGGUUCUAUAAAUAUGUAAUAAGUAGUUCUAUAAAUACUGGGCUGUCUAAGUAAGACAUGAACCUCAUGCUCAUGGGUGUAAUGAUGGAGUUAACCGUGUGCUGUGUCCAUUUGUGUAUUUUGAUGUAUUUGGUGGAUAGUCUGUUCAGAUGAGGCAGAGGAGCUGUGUCACAAGCUUGUGAGGAGUGUCUGUGUGUGUAUGCAUGUAAGUGUGUGUGUCUGUGUGUGUGUGCGUGUGUGUGUGUUUCUUAUGUAGUACAGUACACAUUUUUUGAGUUUUUGGUGUUCAACGUGGGAAAUUAGGUGAUAUUGUGUGUAGAUAUGGAGAGAGAUAUGGAGCGCUGGAUUUUUAUAAUUUGUUUGUACAGUAAUCAUCAUUACUUUCGACUGAAAAGUGCCUCUUGCUUCCUUAAUGUUACAAUAAAGAGCAUCCAUUAAAAGUAAUUAAUCUUUCUCAUUAAAUGUAAAAUGUAGACUGUAAAUCACUCUCUCGUUCUCUACCUCCCUAUCCUUCCCUUCUUCUCUCUUAUACUUUCACUCUUUCUCUCACUCUUCUUUUUUCUGUUCUGUUCUCUUCUCUUUCUCUCUACCUGUCCGGCCCCCUCCCUUUUUCUUCCUUUCUUCCUCACCUUCCCUCCUUCUUUAUUGCUUCCCUCCCUCCCUCCUUCUCAGAUGUUCCCAUACUCUCUGUUGGCUAUGGCCAUGAUGAUGUACCUGCCUGCCCUCAUCUGGCGUUUCCUGGUCAUGCCGUCAUUGGGCUCCGACCUGCUCUUCAUCAUUGACGAGCUGGACAAGUCCUACAAUCGCUCCGUGCGCUUGGCUCAGAGCAUCCUGGAGAUGCGCCAGAACACCCAGAACCCCCUCACCUUCCAGGCCGAGCUUGAGAGGUGAGAGUGGGUGUGGCAAAGAUUGUGGCAGAGAUAGAUCCAAACAGAUUGGUUGAGGCAGGAAUUUUGGACUGGGGAAGAGGGGAAGUCAGCAGGCUUAGAAUUGAUGUCUACUUUUAUUUAUUUGCACACAAGAAAAUACAAAAAAUAUGAUGACUUUAAAAUGCAAAUGAAGAGAGCAUGUUCAGGAGAGGUAAAAAAAAAAAAACAUGAGACAACUGGUUCAAAGCAAAUACGUUGUCCCUAAAUGUAAAUGAUUUUAAAAAAUUAAAAAGAAACAAUCUUCCGUAUAUCCAAUCAUUUACAAUGAUCGUGUUCAAUCCACCAAAUUUUUACACUCAUAGAAAAAAGGUGCUAUCUAGAACCUAAUAGGGUUAUUCAGCUGCCCCCAUAGGAGAACCCUUUGAAGAACCCGUUUUGGUUCCAGGAAGAACCGUUUUGGGUUCCAUGUAGAACCCUCUGUGGAAAUGAAACCCAAAACGGUUUUACCUGGACCAAAAAGUGUUCUCCUAUGGGGACAGCCGAAGAACCCUUUAGGAACUCUUUUUUUCUGAGUGUAGGAGUCCUCAUUGACGAAAAAGUAAAUUGGAAAAAUCACAUUUAAUAUGUCUCCAAUACAAUUGUGAAAGUAUUGGUGUCAUCAGAUGAAUUCAACAUCUUAUCCCAAGAAAAAUAAUUUUGAAUGUAUACUACAGCUUAACCUAUCCAUUCAUGUCAUAUUGCAAUAUAGUCUGGGCUAGUACUUAUAAAAGCAACCUCAAUAACAUUUUCCUUUUUCAAAAGCGUUUUGUGAGAAUGGCAACUCACUCCGACAAGUCGUGCCAGUUCCUCUCCACUCUUUCAUCACCUUCAAAUCCUCAAUAUUUAUGACAUCAAUCAACUUCAAGUCUGUUUAUUUGUAUUCCAGUUCAAAAUAAAUCUACUCCCUGUUUCUUUUCAAACUCUUUUCAAAUUCAAUACUCAGGUUCGUCAUUAUUCUACAAGAAUGGCCACAGAUCUCCACACCCCUUUUUUCCGUACAAGAUUAGUAAAUUCUCCAUUACUUACAUACUGUAGGGCAGUUUUCUUUUAUUUUUACUGUCUCCCGGACUACCUCAAGCACUGCAACAGCUUCAACUCCUUCAAAUGCAAAAUGAAAAAAGAUCUACUGGACAUUCCAUACAUUGACUCAUCCAAAUAAUCUGAUGCCUAUAUGUCACUCAUGCUGAUUAUGAAUCUUUUCUAUUUAAAAAAGUUGUUUCUUACCCCCUGAUUUUUUUCUUUGUAAAUCUCCACCUAUUUGUUUCUAAGUCUUAAAAAUCAGGAUCCUACUUUUUGAUUGUUUUUGUUCUAUAAACAUUUGAAAGGGGGAGGUGCCUUACACCAGGGUUCCCCAAACUCGGUCCUGGGGCCCCCCCUGGGUGCAUGUUUUGGAUUUUGCCCUAGCACUACACAGCUGAUUCAAAUAACCAACUCAUCAAGCUUUGAUUAUUUGAAUCCACUGUGUGGUGCUAGAGCAAAAACCAAAACAUGCACUUAUUAGCUUACAAAAGUACAAAAGCAAGCUAAUAACAGCCAAAAGUAUCUGAAAACAAGACACUAUUUAGGCUUUAACUACAGUUAUGUGACUGACUAUUUAAAUCUUGAAUACUAUGAUAAAUGCCUUAGAUCCUCAUACAACCUCCAUUACCAAACAACGGAGCCAAUAACAUGAAAGUGUGUUUGAGCCAACUGUCCUUUAACCCCAUCUCUUCCAUGGUCUCUUUCAGGGCCAAGCGGAAGCGUUACUUCGAGUAUCCCCUGUUGGAGAGGUACAUGCAGAGCAAGCACGGCUCCUACUUCCUGGUCAGCAUGCUCUUUCUGCGCGGCUUCCUGUUGCUCACCUUCAUGUCUGCCGCCUGCCUCUACCUCGUCUACUUCCACCUAUCCGCCUUUCUCCAGGAUGAGUUCAGCUGCUUUGUCCGCACCGGCUUGCUACGCGACCAGAACUGGGUCCCUGAGCUGGUCCAGUGUAAAAUGACCGGCCAACUGGUCUUCCAGAUUAUUAGCGUGGCUAACGGCGCUAUCUAUGUCCUGCUGGUGCCUAUCGUGCUGUUCAGCUUGGUCCGCCUCUUCUGCUGGGAUACGACUCUAUUGUCGGUCUACGAAGUUCUCCCUGCAUUGGGACUUAACAGCGGUCGCAAGCUGGGCUGCCCGCUCAACGACCUCAACGUUCUUCUGCUGUUUUUGCGAGCUAACGUGGCGCAUCUGCAGUCUUAUGGCAGGCUGAGGGCUGUAUGCUCGCUGGCGCCCCCGCAGAUCGGGAAGGGGAACGGCGUGAAGGGCGCAGGGAUGCUGACGGCAGAGGAGAUCGAGGAGAGGGCCGAGGCGGUGCAGGAGCUGGAGGAAGAGGUGGAGGAGCUGCAGGAGGAAGGGAAGCUCAACCUGGUGGAUAUCAUGACCAUUUUAGGAGCGGCCCGGGGAAACGCGGUCAACUGCACCGAGUCCAGACCUCUGGUGGAGGAGAAUAUGAGUCUGGGUACCGUAACUUUUAUCUACACUCUCAAACGUAUUCUGCUAGUGGGAUUGUUCGUCUAUAUCGUUUGGGAUGUUCAGAAAAUUAUAAAGUGAAGGAGCUCUCUCUGCGAGACUGCAGAUGAUGUUCAAAUUAAGUACAGAGCGACUGUACUGAAUACCGGAUGGUAGUGUAAGCAGUUUGAAUAGCAACUAUACUCUUACUGAAUAUUGGAUGAGGAGACAAUAGUAGUAAUGGACUUCACUUGAGAUAGCAGUUUUGACUCAAAAUUUUCCAUCCACACUGUUAGAAAACAAUAGCGAACAUAAGAAUAUACCAUAAUAUACUGUAUAUGUUCUCAGUAACUGUGAUACAAAAAUGCUUUGCACAAAUAUUAACUGUCCACAAAUUGUUUUCUUAUACAUGUACUACUAUACCAGUAGGCCUAAUAUAAAUAAGUAUUACGUGUUAAAGAGUUUUUCCCAGGACUGGAAAGCCUAUCAUUCUAAAAGAGGCUUUUAUUAGGAACUACAGCAAGAGAGCAGAUACAAUUUGUGGUCCUUCCCACUCCUAACUCCCCUCUCUGUUUCCUUACAGAGCCAAACCACCAGGGGUACCAUGAGUUGAAGGAGACUGCAUCAUGUAAUCAUUACUAAACCACCAAUUGACUGAACCAUCAAUGUGACACCAAUUGGGGGUGGGGGGUGGGGGGUGGGGGGUGGGGUAGUCAAAAAGACUCAACCUGGGAGAGAAGUGAGGGAAGGGGUUCUGUAUCCAGAGAAAUUGUUCAAAAAAGCCUCCAUUAGAAUUAAAAGCUUGGUGGUUAACUUGAGCGAUGUCGUUUCUUCAUGUAUGACUGAGGUUUUUGGUCGUUGUGACUCAACUUAAUUUCAACCUCAGAUUUCCUACUUUUCUUUAUGGUUAUGCUAUUUACUGUACUUGAUUUUGUAAUUUGUCAACAGGUAAACUUGUAUUUGUUCUACGUCAACAGAUACCAAUGUAAUGAAUAAAGUUAUUUUUAUGACUGUUGUGUUGAACGGCUCAAGUGCAACAUUUCCCUCACCACUUGUGAAUCACUUUGUAAAUUAAUUGCCUCGGACACAUAGUCUUAUUCUGCUCUUCAAAUCAAAUCAAAUUGUAUUUGUCACAUGCGCCGAAUACAACAGGUGUAGACAGUGAAAUGCUUACUUACGAGCCCUUAACCAACAAUGCAGUUCAAGAAAUAGAGUUAAGAAAAUAAACUAAAGUAAAAAAUAAAAUAAAAAGUAGCACAAUCAAAUAACAAUAACGAGGCUAUAUGCAGAGGUUACCGGUACCGCUCUUGUAGUAAAUUGUAAUAAAAUUAUAUUAAAUUAAUGUUCUUAUCCUACACCCAGUCCUGACUGAAAGGGCCACCAAAAUUGCACCUUCAACAUUCACUCAUUUAUAGGUAGUGGGGUUAAGCAAUGACAAGUACCAGGGUUGGGAAAACAGGGUUGAUAAUGUAGGGGUUGAAGAAAGUUUCACAUAUUUGCUGCCCAACGUGGUUUGGAGGGAGCAGUGCUUAGAUGGCAUUUUGGACUGCAAUGUCAGAUGUCCUGCAAAGACUGUCAUAGGUCUUGUCCCAAAUGGCACCCUACUCCCUAUAUACACUCUUAGAAAAAAGGGUUAUUCAGCUGUCCCCAUGGGAGAACCCUUUUUGGUUCCAUGUAGAACCCUUUUGGGUUCUGUGUAGAACCUUCUGUGGAAAGGGUCCCUAAAUGUAACCCAAAAGGGUUCUACUUGGAACCAAAAAGGGUUCUUCAAAGGGUUCUCCUAUGGGGACAGCCGAAGAACCCUUUUAGGUUCUAGAUAGCACCUUUUUUUCUAAGAGUGUAGUGUACUACUUUUGACCGGGGCCCAUAGGGCUCUGGUUAAAAUAGUGCACUACAGUGGGGGAAAAAAGUAUUUAGUCAGCCACCAAUUGUGCAAGUUCUCCCACUUAAAAAGAUGAGAGAGGCCUGUAAUUUUCAUCAUAGGUACACGUCAUCUAUGACAGACAAAAUGAGAAAAAGAAAUCCAGAAAAUCACAUUGUAGGAUUUUUUAUGAAUUUAUUUGCAAAUUAUGGUGGAAAAUAAGUAUUUGGUCACCUACAAACAAGCAAGAUUUCUGGCUCUCACAGACCUGUAACUUCUUCUUUAAGAGGCUCCUCUGUCCUCCACUCGUUACCUGUAUUAAUGGCACCUGUUUGAACUUGUUAUCAGUAUAAAAGACACCUGUCCACAACCUCAAACAGUCACACUCCAAACUCCACUAUGGCCAAGACCAAAGAGCUGUCAAAGGACACCAGAAACAAAAUUGUAGACCUGCACCAGGCUGGGAAGACUGAAUCUGCAAUAGGUAAGCAGCUUGGUUUGAAGAAAUCAACUGUGGGAGCAAUUAUUAGGAAAUGGAAGACAUACAAGACCACUGAUAAUCUCCCUCGAUCUGGGGCUCCACGCAAAAUCUCACCCCGUGGGGUCAAAAUGAUCACAAGAACGGUGAGCAAAAAUCCCAGAACCACACGGGGGGACCUAGUGAAUGACCUGCAGAGAGCUGGGACCAAAGUAACAAAGCCUACCAUCAGUAACACACUACGCCGCCAGGGACUCAAAUCCUGCAGUGCCAGACGUGUCCCCCUGCUUAAGCCAGUACAUUUCCAGGCCCGUCUGAAGUUUGCUAGAGUGCAUUUGGAUGAUCCAGAAGAGGAUUGGGAGAAUGUCAUAUGGUCAGAUGAAACCAAAAUAGAACUUUCUGGUAAAAACUCAACUCGUCGUGUUUGGAGGACAAAGAAUGCUGAGUUGCAUCCAAAGAACAGCAUACCUACUGUGAAGCAUGGGGGUGGAAACAUCAUGCUUUGGGGCUGUUUUUCUGCAAAGGGACCAGGACGACUGAUCCGUGUAAAGGAAGGAAUGAAUGGGGCCAUGUAUCGUGAGAUUUUGAGUGAAAACCUCCUUCCAUCAGCAAGGGCAUUGAAGAUGAAACAUGGCUGGGUCUUUCAGCAUGACAAUGAUCCCAAACACACCGCCCGGGCAACGAAGGAGUGGCUUCGUAAGAAGCAUUUCAAGGUCCUGGAGUGGCCUAGCCAGUCUCCAGAUCUCAACCCCAUAGAAAAUCUUUGGAGGGAGUUGAAAGUCCGUGUUGCCCAGCGACAGCCCCAAAACAUCACUGCUCUAGAGGAGAUCUGAAUGGAGGAAUGGGCCAAAAUACCAGCAACAGUGUGUGAAAACCUUGUGAAGACUUACAGAAAACGUUUGACCUGUGUCAUUGCCAACAAAGGGUAUAUAAAGUAUUGAGAAACUUUUGUUAUUGACCAAAUACUUAUUUUCCAACAUAAUUUGCAAAUAAAUUCAUAAAAAAUCCUACAAUGUGAUUUUAUGGAGAAAAAAAAUCUAAUUUUGUCUGUCAUAGUUGACGUGUACCUAUGAUGAAAAUUACAGGCCUCUCUCAUCUUUUUAAGUGGGAGAACUUGCACAAUUGGUGGCUGACUAAAUACUUUUUUUCCCCACUGUAUGUAGGGAAUAUGGUGUUGGGACUCAGCCAUAAUGUUAGUUGUGCAGCUAUAGCCACAUCCUUAAAGAUCCUUUCUGACCUUUGGUACUCACACAUAAAACCACAUCUAAGUUCAAAGUGUGGAAACACACUACAAUAUGUUGCCCUCAUGCAGAUAUAGCCUUGUAUGCCAGACGUAUAGGCUAUAGACACAUGCUGGUGAGCGAGACUCUGCAAUACUUUGGUAACCAUAAUUCCUCAACUGUAUAUUGCAACUGUUGGUAAUGAUUAUUGAAAUAGGCAAUGAAAAUAAACUGCCCAUUCGUAGACUGUUUCAAAAUAGUUACCUAGUAUGUCUACUGUGUAGUUAUACAGUUUCUGAAUCCUCUCCCUGAAGCACCCCACUCUGUUUUUUGCGUUUGAAUAUAAUUCCUCAUAUUAGCCCUGGCAAAGACAUCAGGUGCCAUAACACAGCCCUUCAUUAUAUCUCAUGAAUUGACACUGUAAAUAGAGCUGCUCACUUUAGUCUAUUUCUACUCGGGCUGGGAUUAGAUUUGUAUUUUUAUUUAUUUUUGUCAUUUAGCAGACACUCUUAUCCAGAGCGACUUACAGUUAGUGAAUACAUUUUAUACUGGCCCUCCGUGGGAAUCGAACCCACAACCCUGGCAUUGCAAACACCAUGCUCUAUCAACUGAGCUACAUCCCUGCCGGCCAUUCCCUCCCCUACCCUGGACGACGCUGGGCCAAUUGUGCGCCGCCCAUGAGUCUCCCGGUCGCGGCCGGCUGCGACAAAGCCUGGAUUCAAACCAGGAUCUCUAGUGGCACAGUUAGCACUGCGAUUAGACCACUGCGCCACUCAGGAGUACAUUGUUUCAUAUCACACAUCUUGAUGAAAAUCCUCACAAACUCUCCAUAACUUAUCUGUCCAUAAUUCCCUAAAUCCUUUUUGUAAAUAUAAACAGAACUAAACAAGAGACAUGAUCUUUGGAAUGUUAUGAUUACAUAUUUCCAAAUGAACAAACAAAUUAAUGAAUUAAACAAAUCAAUCAAUCAGCCAAUAAAUCAAUAAAUCAAGAUAACAACCAACCUUCAAUGGAUUCAUAAAAAGUUUGCCAUGAUUAAAACUUGUUUACUUCUCAACUUGAAGCAUAUCUGUCACUGUAGCUUAUACAAUCAGUUUGUCCUUAUUUGCCUCUGAAAUAUUGAGAGUAAUCACUCACAGCCAGUUAGAGACCUGUUCAGUACUAUCCAUCACCACCCAGGGUUCCACUGGGUUUGAUGCCCAAGUUCAUGAACUGUCAGCACAAGACAUAUCUGACCUUUUUAAUGGAUUAUGCUCUGAAACCUUUACAAAUAGGCAUGGUCUGGAACAAACAGGACCCUGAACAGCUUCUACCCCCAAGCCAUAAGACUGCUAAAUAGUUAGUUAAAUAAUUAAUCAAAUAGCUACUGGACUAUCAGCACUGACCCUUUUUUGCACUAACUUUUUUUACUCAUCACAUACGCUGCUGCUACUGUUUACUAUCUGUCACUUUAUUUCUAAUUAUACUGUAUGUACAUAUCUACAGUUGAAGUCGGAAGUUUACAUACACAGUUUUUCAACCACUCCACACAUUUCUUGUUCAUAAACUAUAGUUUUGGCAUGUCGGUUGGGACAUCUACUUUGUGCAUGACACAAGUAAUUUUUCCAACAAUUGUUUACAGACAGAUUAUUUCACUUAUAAUUCACUGUAUCAAAACUCCAGUGGGUCAGAUAUUUACAUACACUAAAUUGACUGUGCUUUUAAACAGCUUGGGAAAUUCCAGGCUUUAGAAGUUUCUGAUAGGCUAAUUGACAUCAUUUGAGUCAAUUGGAGGUGUACCUGUGGAUGUAUUUCAAGGCCUACCUUCAAACUCAGUGCCUCUUUGCUUGACAUCAUGGGAAAAUCAAAAGAAAUAAGCCAAAAAAAAUGUAGACCUCCACAAGUCUGGUUCAUCCUUGUUCAUCAGUACAAACAAUAGUACGCAAGUAUAAACACCAUGGGACCACUCAGCCGUCAUACCGCUCAGGAAGGAGACACGUUCUGUCUCCUAGAGAUGAACGUACUUUGGUGCGAAAAGUGCAAAUCAAUCCCAGAACAACAGCAAAGGACCUUGUGAAGAUGCUGGAGGUAACAGGUACAAAAGUAUCUAUAUCCACAGUAAAAUGAGUCCUAUAUCGGCAUAACCUGAAAGGCCGCUCAGCAAGGAAGAAGCCACUGCUCCAAAACUGCCAUAAAAAAGCCAGACUACAGUUUGCAACUGCACAUGGGGACAAAUAUUGUACUUUUUGGAGCAAUGUCCUCUCGUCUGAUGAAACAAAAAUAGAACUGUUUGGCCAUAAUGACCAUCGUUAUGUUUGGAGGAAAAAGGGGGUAGCUUGCAAGCCGAAGAACACCAUCCCAACCGUGAAGCACGGGGGUGGCAGCAACAUGCAGUGGGGGUGCUUUGCUGCAGGAGGGACUGGUGCACUUCACAAAAUAGAUGGCAUCAUGAGGAUGGAAAAUUAUGUGGAUAUAUUGAAGCAACAUCUCAAGACAUCAGUCAGGAAGUUAAAGCUUGUUCGCAAAUGGGUCUUCCAAAUGGACAAUGACCCCAAGCAUACUUCCAAAGUUGUGGCAAAAUGGCUUAAGGACAACAAAGUCAAGGUAUUGGAGUGGCCAUCACAAAGCCCUGACCUCAAUUCUAUAGAAAAUGUGUGGGCAGAACUGAAAAAGCAUGUGCGAGCAAGGAGGCCUACAAACCUGACUCAGUUACACAAGCUCUGUCAGGAGGAAUGGGCCAAAAUUCACCCAACUUAUUGUGGGAAGCAUGUGGAAGGUUACCCGAAACGUUUGACCCAAGUUAAACAAUUUAAAGGCAAUGCUACAAAUACUAAUUGAGUGUAUGUAAACUUCUGACCCACUGGGAAUGUGAUAAAAUAAAUAAAUCUGAAAUCAAUCAUUCUCUCUACUAUUAUUCUGACAUUUCACAUUCUUAAAAUAAAGUGGUGAUCCUAACUGAACUAAGACAGAUAAUUCUUACUAGGAUUAAAUGUCAGGAAUUGUGAAAAACUGAGUUUAAAUGUAUUUGGCUAAGGUGUUUGCAAACUUCCGACUUCAACUGUACCUCAAUUACCUCAUAGCCCUGCACUACGACUCGGUACCGAUACCCCUUGUAUAUAACCAAGCUAUCGUUACUCAUUGUAUAUCUAUAUAUUAUUACUUUUACGUGUUUUACUUUUCUAUUAUUUCUCUAUUUUCUUCUGUCUGCAUUGUUGGGAAGUGAAAUGCUUACGGGCAGUAAGUAAGCAUUUCACUGUUAGUCCACACCUGUUAUUUACAAAGCAUGUGACAAUUAACCUUUUACUUGAUCUGGCUACAAUAAAUGGCUUGAGUACAGAGCUAAUGUGGACAACAUGUGAAAAGCAAAUAAUGUAGUAAUUAUUCAUUAUCAGUCUAACAAUAAAUUCAAAGGUUGCUAGUGGAGGCUCCUCAGAGGAGGAAGGGGAGGACCUUCCUACUCAGUGAAUUUCAGCAAAAUUCAAAUAGUGAAACAUAAAAAAGUUAUCCUUUUUAGAACUAUACAAAAUAUAAUCACGUCACCAAAUAACUGAUUAAUAACUGAAGGUCUCCAGUAGCCUGAACAGCAUCCUCUAGGGUAGCACUAUGGUGUAGCCAGAGGACAGCUAUUUUCCAUUCUCCUCUGGGUACAUUGACUUCAAUACAAAACCUAGGAGGCUCAUGGUUCUCACCCCUUCCAUAGACUUACACAGUAAGUCAAAGGAUCAGAGAAUGAAUCUAGUACUGAAAGCAUAAGCUACAGCUAGCUAGUAGUGCAUACAGUGUGGUGAGUAGUUGACUCAAAGAGAGAGAAAGACAAUUGAACAGUUUUGAUCAAAUUAAUUUCUUCAAAAAUCUAGAUAUAUUUGAUUACUUUUUUUCUUAGUUCACCUUUCACUUACUUAUCUAAUGCAGCUAAUUUAGCCUACUCAACAACCUGAUUCAAACAGAGAGGAAUGCUAUUUAUAUUAGCUAGCUGGCUAAGGCUAUCUAAACUGCAACUAUUCACAUGUCAAGGUAAACUUUCGGGGCCCGCCGGUGUAGCUGCUAAACAUCUUGCUGUACACUGUGCUGCGUGAUUGUACACAUGGAUUGGACAGGGCCUGCGUUAUGGGCUGGCCUUAGGGGGCCUGGCCUCCUUUACCGUACCUCCUUGCCCGUCCAAAUAAAAUAUUUAAUUAUUGAUAAUUUAUUUGACCGAGACGCACACUGACAGAAAGAUGCAUCAAUUUCAGAUAAAGCAUCUGAGCAAGCGAAACAGUGCCCCUCUGUCUCUGUAUGUGUAGCCCAUGUAUCUGAUGUUUUCUGGAGAAAAAUAAUAUGGUAUGCCAAUUAGUGUCAAUAAAAAAAAAAUAACUAAACAAUGAAAGAUAAUUUAAGAGGUCGAUGUCCGCGUCCCCGACGGAAUCUAAUUAGCAUAACAAAACAAUCCCCAUAAAAAUCUGUCAGUUUAAGCUAGAUAUAUUUUUUGCAUUGGAUACGUCUCAAUCCACUUCAUCCGCCUAUGUCGCACUUCCGCAUCUGCGGUGAAAGGUGACAGAGCUAGAGUGGUAUUUGUCAGACCAUGAGACAUCCCGAAAAUCGGUCUUCUCACAAAAUCGUCUGUAGUGUCCAAACGGUUUGCUCUAGGAUGCCCACAGGCCUCACAAGAUUCGUCUGAAGGUCCCCUGGUACCAGUUGAAAAAUGUUUAAGGGAGUUUAUAUGGAGACUGUUUAGUGCAAAAAUAAGGGGUUAAAUACAUGUAAAAAAUUAUAUAUAUUUUUUUUCCUGAUCUUUCUUAUAUCUCUCAGAUAUAGGACAGAAACUUCAGAACAAACAUCCUUUAGAUAUUUUUUGGGACUAUCUGUCAUUCCAUGUAGUGAAUCUGUUAUUCAAUGCAUUUGUAUGGGCUAAUAGCAGUAAGGCUACAAAUAAUGUUUUUUUAAAAUUAUCCUUGGUAUGACCUUCUUGAAACAAUUCCAUAUAGCUUAGUAGAACCCAACCCCCAGCUUAGACAGGGCAUAGACUCUUAUGGGUUAAAAAACAUUCUUGAAGGUCGCAGGGUUCGCUGGUUUUUGCUCUAGACAUUUAAAAUCAGCGACUAAUGCAGUAUAGACUUUGGAAACCAGGUGUGGGCAUUCUCUGGUCAAACAGUGUUCUAAUUAAUCAAUUAAGUGUCAGGAAGGAAAACAAACCAUGCAGAAUUACAACCCUGGAGGACUGACGUUGUGCACUGCUGAGGUAGAGAGAGCAAGAGAGAGAACAAAGACAGAAAUGCGUAAAAUUAAUCUAACAUUCCAACUGGUUCUGAAGCCCUUGGAUCACAAUCCACAGUGCUCAUUCAGAUGCCAUGUGUUGGCCUUUUCACACCAUUGGAUGCCAGUUACACAGCUAUGAACGAGCACAUAUCAGGGCGGCACAGCAAAUAACACUAUUAAUUUGAUGGAAGACAAAAGGCGAGACAGGUUGCUUGGAGGCUUUUUGGCAUAAUGGGUCUCUUUUGGAGGUAAGCAGGUGAAUAACUAAUGCAACAUCAACUGUGGACAAGUGCACCUGUGGAAGUCCAAUUAUAAAUGAUGGCCUCCAUUCUGCUGAAGUGUUUCUAUGUAAAGAUGGAUCAUUAGGAGUUUCUUCUUCGAAACACCAGGUGGGGAGUCUUAGAGUGCUACAGGAGAGGAGGAGAUAAAGACUACCUGAUGUUUCCUGGGAUAAUAAUAUGGCUUUUUGUAUUCACACAAACAUAUGCUUGUACGGUUGUUGUGGGUAUUUCUGUUUCUAUGACUUAUGUCUUAUUGCAUCAGCUGUUUGAUUGACACCAUACCACUGGGGGGCACAGUUGAGUUGAAUAGGGAGGAUGAUUGCAAGUUGGUUUCUAAAGCUCCAGGAUUGCAACUUGCAUCACAAAUAAGAUUGUUUUGACAUGGAGCUAGAUCCCACUGAGCACAAAGAUAAAUGAUCAUUCCAUACCAGCUCUAAUACAGCUUGCAGUAUACCAGCACAAUCACAUUGAACCAAACACUUGCUCGAAAAGCAUUUGAUUGAAUGUGUGCCAUUAGACAAUCAAUGUUAGGCCAAAUCUCGCUGGCCUACCCUUCCUCCCGCAACGCAGAGCAAGCGAUCCAUCGUGUCACAAACGCUGAGAGGGGAUAACACUGGCCAUAUAUUUUCUCUCAUCGUCUGUUUGUUGCUUUUGUGUGUGGCAAUGAUCUAUGGUUUCUGGGGGCGAGUGUCGCAAGUGGCCACGCUAAUGUCCAAUUAAGAUUGAUGUUUUAGGUUGGGCGGUGAGAGAGGGAUAAUAACGAGCCUAUGGGAAUGAUGGAUGCUGCCUUCAGGUUGAGUGAGGAUUCCAACGACAAAUGCACUCUGUCACUGUUUUCUGUUGCUACGGCUAGAUUGCUGUAAUGGUCCCUUAAUCCACUAUUAUUACAGUUGGGGUGAGGGAGAGAAAGGGAAAGAGGAUGGGGGAACCACAGUCAAGGUCCACUUCAGAUCCUAAAAUGUUUAUUACUGCUGCUAAAUGCCUGCAUGGAGAGGUGAAAACAGUCGGUGAUGUAGUGAAACGUUAAGUACUGCAGUCUGGAGCCACAGCCGCAGGGACCUCCAGCUCCAGCUUCUGACCAAAUCAAUACAACUCACCUUGUUUCCAGGAAACUGCUAAAUGAAGACAGAUCCCCAAAUUAAAGGAGUAGUCAGGGUACUCACAAAACACACCCGACGACACACAAUACUUUUAAUAUUAACUCAGUACUUAGUGAGUACAGAAAACUGUCGUUUGUUAACCCAUCAACGUAUCAGGGAGGAUUUUUUAAGAGCUGUACAUCUGCCAACAACUCACAGUGGUUCAGUGGCAAAGUAAAAACUCCCCUCAAAAUGUUGAAUCUUACAACUCAGCCUGAGGUGAGAUUUGGUUACCGUCUGCUACUCUCAAUCUGAUGUCAACUGCCAGAACACCAGACGCUUUGUGACUCUAGCAUUAGCUUGCGGCGGCUGAAGUACCUUCAAGUGUCAAGGCAAAGCACAACUGUCACCGCCUAAGCUGCUAAGAUGGCUGACGUCAGUUAGCGGUUAGCGUGUAAGAAAAUACUCUGACCUUGAAGUCAAUCAACAAUUGACAGGCGUGACACAGAUAACACAAGCUGUUUAGCAUGUUCUGAAAGGUGAGAAUGUUUCCCUAUCCCCUCUUCCCUCUGUUUUGGCGUUCGCCUGACCCCCAUUGAUUGAUAACAACACGGGAGCUCCAAAGGAAAUGUAGCUGCUGCCAUGUAAGCACAAGGACUUGGAUAAGGUCAUGUCAACAAACCUGACAGAUGAUCUUGACAUGGCUGCCUCCAGGGCCGUAUUAAGAAAUCAUAGGCCUUGGGGCUUUGUCCGUGCACCAAGAUGCAAUUCGAUGCGUGAUAAAUUUACUGUUGAAGAAAAAGCCCCUUUAUAAUGAAACCAUAAUAACGUAUGCCUGUGGCAUAGGCUACAGUUGAGCACAAGCGUUUUUUAGUUUUUUUUUUUAUGUCCGAAAGCAAUUUGCCUUUUAAAAAUGCAUUUCAUGCAAUUCUACAUAAUGUACAUGACAGAAGACAUUAGCAGAAUAUUUUUUAAUACCACACAAAUGACCGAAAUGAGUGGCUACUCUGACACUGACAAACUCAAUCUGGUCUUGAAUUCAAACAAAGAAUAGCCCAGGCCAAUGAAGUGACACAUUAUAUAUAUAUAUAUAUAUAUAUAUAUAUAUAUAUAUAUAUACACAGUGCAUUAGGAAUGUUCAGACCCCUUGAUUUUUUCCACAUUUUGUUACGUUACAGCAUUAUUCUAAAAUUGAUUAAAUCGAUCUGAACACAAUACCCCAUACUGACAAAGCAAAAACAGGCUUUUAGAAUUUUUAGCGAAUUUAUAAAAAAUAAAAAACGGAUAUAUCACAUUUACAUAAGUAUUCAGGGCCCAGGUGUCACAAAAUAAUCAAAGGUCUGACCGCACGGAGAUGCUUGGGAAAAUGGUUACAACAGGGGAUCAGAGUGUUUGUGUCUCAGGUGAAGAGGGUGGAUCUGAUCUCCAUCACAUAGGACUUGACAUAGAUUAAGUAGAUUAAUCAAAUCUCACAUUGUUAUCAAUUUCUGCUCAAUCUGCAUGCUUUCUCAAUCAGCUUUAACUGUAUGUGCACUCGUAAAUCAGGUUAUUACUCGAGUUGGGCUCUGGGAUAUAACAGCCGUUGAGUAUCUGAUUUUAUGGUGGAUUGUGGAGGAGGGGGGUUGAGUGUGUUGGAGUAUGUGAGUAUGUGCGUGUGUGCUUGUCUGGCAUCUGUUGUGGGGGGGUGGGGAUGUUGGGAGGGAGGGGGGGGUAUGGGAUGGACCACGGGCAUUAUUUCCUAGGAUAAUAAUUGCUUGUCAAUGAAUUAAAUGUAAUACAAUGGCAAUCCGGGUUAUAUGUUAGAAUCCUACGCAUGAACUGCCGACAUUAUUACGCAUAUUAAUUGAUAAUGAUGGAAAAUAGGAUAUGCAUAAUUUUUUAAAAAUAGUUAUAUAUAUAUAUAUAUAUAUAUAUAUAUAUAGAGGUGAAAGCAUUGGAAAUGCUUUUGGCGGUUAAUCUGCUUCUGUUUUGUGGGUGGCACUGUGUGCUGUUUUCGAUGGAUGGAUACUGGCCUCUCGGGGCCUUAGGGAUCCGGAGGGACGUGGGUGGGAUGCUGAUCACUGGGAUGACGGCUCAACUUGGGAUGGGGAGGGGCUUUAGCGGGGGUAUUAAUGGAGAACAAUUGAAGGGUUACUCCGUAGCAAUGCAAAUAUCACGGUACAGCUAUAUGGACACUCAAUCAUUACGGUAUUUUUUAUUGGUAAAUUUACAAACAUAUAUAAUGAUAAAUAGACUUGAAACUUGUAUCUCAUUAUGGUGUAAGGUGAAAUAAGUAUAGCCAGUUAUAAUUGUAAUGGCUUAGCUGAUAAUAACAAAAGAAGAACAAUAUUUACAUGGCUCAAAGAGAAGGAAUUUAAUAUCUAUUGUAUACAGGAAACUCAUUCAACAAUUCGAGAUGAAGUAGCGUGGAAAAAAGAAUGGGGGGGGGGGGGGGGGGGGGGGGGGGGGGGGGGGGAAUAUACUUCUCCCAUGGGCAAAGAAAUUCAAAAGGGGUGAUGAUAUUAAUUAAUAGUAAUUUCGAUCCGAAUGUGCAAAUUGUCCAAAUAGAUACGUAAGGUAGAUGGAUUCUUUUAAAUAUGUUAUUGGACCAUAAACAGAUAUGGCUCAUUAACCUUUACGGACCAAAUAAUGAUGAUCCACAAUUCUUUGACAAUAUAUAUAAUAAAUUAUCAACCCUGCAAGCAAUUCAAGACAAUAAUAUUAUGGUGGGGGAUUAUAAUACUGUUUUAAAUAGCUCAAUGGACCGUAAAGGAAAUCACACCACAAACAAUCACCCACAUGCUCUUAAGGAAAUUGUGAAUGUCAUGGAUACAUUAGAACUAGUAUAUAUAUGGAGGCUUAAAUAUACUGAUCUAGUGAGAUAUACAUGGCGGAGACUGAAUCAAGCUAGCCGUCUUGACUUUUUUAUCUCAAAAAAGUGUUGAUAGGGGACAGAAUGCGGUCGGACCAUCAUAUAAUAUGCAUAUACAUUACUCUUACUGAAUUUCCACGUGGGCGAGGAUAUUGGAAAUGUAAUCAAUGCCUAUUGGAUGAUAAUUUAUUUAUAAUUAGAACAAAGGAAUUUAUAACUGACUUUUUCCAACAUAACAUAGGUACAGCGAAUCCCCUUAUUGUAUGGGACACCUUUAAAUGUGCCUUUAGAGGCCAUGCAAUUCAGUACUCAUCUCGAAAACAAAAGCAAUUUAGGUCAAAAGAGUUUAUACUAAGAAAGGAAAUAGAAAGUCUAACAGAACAGAUAGAUGGCAAUAAAAACUCUAACAUAGAGGCUCAGAAUAAAUUAGAGGAAAAACUAAAAGAAAUGGAGAAACUUAUUAAAGAAAGAUCAAGUGUAAUAUAUUAUAAAAUAAAGCAAACUGGAUGGAAUAUGGGGAAAAUGCACAAAAUUAUUUUUUAAUCUUCAACAUAGGAAUGCUACCAAAAAGAACUUAAUGAAACUGGUUACAAUUGACGGAGUCACCCAUAAUAACAAUAACAAUAGAACACUAUGGAAAAUAUGGGACACCAGGCCUGCUAUUCAUAGCAGACUUCGAAAAGGCAUUUGAUAAAGUUCGACUGGGGUUUAUAUAUAAAUGCCUGGAGCAUUUCAAUUUUGGAGAAUCUCUUAUAAAAUGUAUAGUAUAGUAACCCUAGGUGUAAAAUAGUAAAUAAUGGCUAUUUCUCAGAAGGUUUUAAACUGUCAAGAGGAGUGAAACAAGGUUGUCCACUAUCGGCAUAUCUAUUUAUUGUGGCCAUCGAGAUGUUAGCUAUUAAAAUCAGAUCCAAUAAUAAUAUCAGAGGAUUAGAAAUCCAGGGCUUAAAAACAAAGGUGUCAUUGUACGCUGAUGAUUCAUGUUUUCUUUUAAAUCCACAACUAUAAUCCCUCCACAGCCUCAUAGAGGAUCUAGAUACAUUUUCUAACCUCUCUGGAUUACAACCAAAUUAUGACAAAUGUACUAUAUUACGUAUUGGAUCACUAAAAAAUAAAAAAUGUACAUGACCAUGUAGUUUACCAAUAAAAUGGUCUGAUGGUGAUGUGGAUAUACUCUGAAUACAUAUCCCAAAGGAAAUAAAUGAUCUCACUCAAUAAAUUUGUAUAGAAAGUUAGCAAAAAUAGAUAAGAUCUUACUACCAUGGAAAGGAAAAUACCUGUCAAUUUGUGGAAAAAUCACCCUGAUUAACUCUUUAGUAUUAUCCCAGUUUACCUAUUUGCUUAUGGUCUUGCCUACGCCUAGCGAACAGUUUUUUAAAUUAUAUGAGAAAAAAAUAUUCAAUUUUAUUUGGAACGGCAAGCCAGACAAAAUUAAAAGGGCAUAUUUAUAUAAUGAAUAUGAAUUCGGAGGACAGCAAUGAUUAAAUAUUAAAGCAUUAGACAUAUCACUAAAAGCUUCAGUCAUACAAAAGUUAUACUUAAAUCCGAACUGGUUCUCAAGCAAAUUAGUAAGAUUGUCUCACCCAAUGUUCUAGAAAGGCCUUUUUCCCUUUAUUCAGAUUACAACAACUCAUUUGCAGUUAUUUCAAAAGGAAAUCAUCUCCCAAAUAUCACUAUUUCUAAAACAAGCCAUAGAAAGUUGGUUGCAAUUUCAAUUUAAUCCUCCAGAAACGACAGAACAAAUAAUGCAACAAAUAUUGUGGUUAAAUUCAAAUAUACUAAUUGACAAAAAACCUUUAUUUUUUGACAGAAUGUUUAAAAAAGGUAUAAUCUUCGUAAAUUAUAUCAUCGGUAGGACUGGUGGAGUUAUGUUGCACAUGCAGCUAACAAAAACAUAUGGAAGUUCCAUGUUGUAAGGCAACAAAAUAGGAAAAAUGCCAAGGGGGGUGAAUACUUUCGCAAGCCACUGUACUCAUUCAAGGGUUUUUCUUAAUUUUUCAUAUGUACUACAUUGUAGAAAAAAUGUGAAGACAUCAAAACUAUGAAAUUAUACAUAUGGAAUCAUGUAGAGCCACCUUUUGCAGCAAUUACAGCUGCAAGUCUCUUGGGGUAUGUCUCUAUAAGCUUGGCACAUCUAGCCACUGGGAUUUUUGCCCAUUCUUCAAGGCAAAACUGCUCCAGUUCCUUCAAGUUGGAUGGGUUCCUCUGGUGUACAGCAAUCUUUAAGUCAUACCACAGAUUCUCAAUUGGAUUGAGGUCUGGGCUUUGACUAGGCCAUUCCAAGACAUUUAAAUGAUUCCCCUUAAACCACUCAAGUGUUGCUUUAGCAGUAUGCUUAGGGUCAUUGUCCUGCUGGAAGGUGAACCUCCGUCCCAGUCUCAAAUCUCUGGCAGACUGAAACAGGUUUCCCUCAAGAAUUUCCCUGCAUUUAGCGCCAUCCAUCAUUCCUUCAAUUCUGACCAGUUUCCCAGUCCCUGCCAAUGAAAAACAUUCCCACAGCAUGAUGCUGCCACCACCAUGCUUCACUGUGGGGAUGGUGUUCUCGGAGUAAUGAUGGGCAAAAAGUUCAAUUUUAGUCUCAUCUGACCAGAGUACCUUCUUCCAUAUGUUUGGGGAGUCUCCCGCAUGCCUUUUAGCGAACACCAAACGUGUUUGCUUAUUUUUUUCUUUAAGCAAUGGCUUUUUUCUGGCCACUCUUCCGUAAAGCCCAGCUUUGUGGAGUGUGCGGCUUAAAGUGGUCCUAUGGACAGAUACUCCAAUCUCCGCUGUGGAGCUUUGCAUCUCCUACAGGGUUAUCUUUGGUCUCUUUGUUGCCUCUCUGAUUAAAGCCUUCCUUCCCUGGUCCGUGAGUUUUGGUGGGCGGCCCUCUCUUUGCAGGUUUGUUGUGGUGCCAUAUUCUUUCCAUUUUUUUAUAAUGGAUUUAAUGGUGCUCCGUGGGAUGUUCAAAGUUUCUGAUAUUUUUUUAGAACCCAACCCUGAUCUUACUUCUCCACAACGUUGUCCCUGACCUGUUUGGAGAGCUCCUUGGUCUUCAUGGUGCCGCUUGCUUGGUGGUGCUCCUUGCUUAUUGGUAUUGCAGACUCUGGGGCCUUUCAGAUCAGGUGUAUAUAUACUGAGAUCAUGUGACAGAUCAUGUGAGUGACACUUAGAUUGCACACAGGUGGACUUUAUUUAACUAAUUAUGUGACUUCUGAAGGUAAUUGGUUGCACCAGAUCUUAUUUAGGGGCUUCAUAACAAAGGGGGUGGAUACAAAUGCACGCACAACUUUUCCGUUAUUAUUUUUUUUGAAUUUUUUGAAACAAACAAACAAAAAAUUCACUUCACCAAUUUGGACUAUUUUGUGUAUGUCCAUUACAUGAAAUCCAAAUAAAAAUCAAUUUAAAUUACAGGUUGUAAUGCAACAAAAUAGGAAAAAACGCCAAGGGGGAUGAAUACUUUUGCAAGGCACUGUAGGUGUGUCCAAACGUUUGACUGGUGCUGUAUAUAUACACACUAUAUAUCAUAGGCUAAUGCAGGCUCCCAUUUAUUUAUUUUUACAGCGGCACACUGACUCACCUAAUGAUGAAGAUGAAGCCAUGGGCUGAUUGCUGAUGCGCUCGUCGUAGCAAUAGCCUAUCUCAAGAUGAGCUACUUUGAAAGAUAGUGCAGUUGUUAUCUACAAAUUGGGAGUUGUUCAGAAGCAUUUUUCUAUUGGUUCUACAUACAGAUUAGUCUUCGCUUUUCAGCAGUAGGCAUUUGCUUUCCAAACUGUACAUUUUCCCCACGAUUAUAUUUUGAAAUCUGCAAAUGGCAAACUGACAUCCGCAACCAACCAUAGAAACAUAAUCCAUAGAUGGCAGUUCUCAUUCAAGUCAGGACUGGUAUCUAUUGCUAGUGUUCCCAUGAGUUUAACAGUUAAAUUGCCAGGGUAAGAGGUUAUAUGUCUAUGGACACAAUGCAACAAGCUCUAGCCUAUAUUUGGCUUGCAUGCUGCCCAUACUGCGGCCAUCCCGACUGUAGGCAUACUGGUAACUGCCAAAAUUCAGGAAAAACUUGAGUAAACUAGGGAUACAAAGUAUAUGUUAUUGUGUGGGGUGCAUUUUCUUGGCAUGCUUUAGGUCCACUUGUAGAAUCUAUGCCAAAGCGCAUUGAAGCUGUUCUGGCAGUUCAUGGGCGCAACACCGUUUUAAGACACUUUAUGUUGGUGUUUCCUUAAUUUUCGCAGAUACCUGUAUGUGCUUGUGAUAAAACUUAAUCACAGUUAUUUUUGAUCAACUAUUGAUCUUCUGUGUCUAAAUUAUGCUCUGUAUAUUUUGAAUAUUGAGAGCGGGCUCCUGUGGUUGGAAUAAAUAAUUAUAAUAAAAAAUAUAUAUUUUAAUUUUGUAUAAAUUAUUUUGCCUCUUGUGAGUUAGGGGCUUGGGCCCAGCCCCCGACUCACACAAUUGACCAGUCACAUUUAUUUAUGAUGAUUUUUUAUUUAUCAGUUACCCAAUCAAGGCAGGGCCCCCCAGUUACCUACAUGGACCCCCUACCACCUGUCAAACUCAAAUCAAAUAAAACUUUAUUUGUCACAUGUGCCAAAUACAACAGGUGUAGACCUCACCGUGAAAUGCUUACUUACAAGCCCUUAACCAACAAUGCAGUUCAAGAAAGAGUUAAGAAAAUAUUUACCAAAUAAACUAAAGUAAAAAAUAAUAAAAAGUAACACAAUGAAAUAACAAUAACGAGGCUAUAUACAGGGGGUAUCGAUACCGAGUCAAUGUGCGGGGGUACAGGUUAGUCGAGGUAAUUUGUACAUGUAGGUAGGGGUAAAGUGACUAUACAUAGAUAAUAGACAGCAGGUAGUAGCAGUGUAAAAACAAAUGGAGGGGGGGGGGGGGGGGGGGGGGGGUCCGGGUGGCCAUUUCAUUAAUUGUUUAGCAGUCUUAUGGCUUGGGGGUAGAAGCUGAACCUCUUAAGGAUCGAACCCUUUUUUUAAAAAUUUCGCCUAAAAUGACAUACCCAAAUCUAACUGCCUGUAGCUCAGGACCUGAAGCAACGAUAUGCAUAUUCUUGAUAACAUUUGAAAGGAAACACUUUGAAGUUUGUGGAAUUGUGAAAUUAAUGUAGGAGAAUAUAACACAUUAGAUCUUGUAAAAGAUAAUACAAACAAAAAAAACAUGCGUUUCUAUUUUAUUUUUGGUUCCAUCAUCUUUGAAAUGCAAGAGAAAGGUUAAAAUAUAAUAUUGCAGUUUAGGCGCAAUUAAGAUUUUGGCCACUAGAUGGCAGCAGUGUGUGUGCAAAGUUUCAGAUUGAUCCAGUGAAGCAUUGCAAAACUGGACUAUUUUGUCCAAAUGUGCCGAAUUGGUCAAUUGAUACAUUUUCAAGUACAUAACUAUAGAGAACAUACAAAAAUAAUAUGGUAAUACAAAAUGUAAGUUUACACACUCCCAGGAAUGUCAUACAUGAUGGAUCAUUAGCUUAUACACUAAGACAGCAGGGGUUCAAACUGUAGAACCCAGUUCCUACAUUUGAAUAUAAAAAUGGAUUUUAUCAAACAAAACUAUGCUACAUUUUAUCUCUGGGACUCUAAGGAUGACAAAUCAGAGCAAGAUUACUGAAUGUAAGUACAUUAUUUACCUUCAGCGGUGAAUGUAUCAAACCAGUUGCCGUGAUACGUUUUUUGUUGUUGUGCACUCUCCUCAAACAAUAGCAUGGUAUUUUUUCACUGUAAUAGCUAUUGUAAAUUGGACAGUGCAGUUAGAUUAACAAGAAUUUAAGUUUUCCGCCCAUAUAAGACAUGUCUAUGUCCUGGAAAGUUUGCCGUUACUUAUAACAGUCAUGCUAAUCACAUUAGCGCACGUUAGCUCAAUCGUCCCGUAUCACAUAGGUGUUCCUUUUGUCCAGGUGGGAAAGGGCAGUGUGGAGUGUGAUUGAGAUUGCGUCAUCUGUGGAUGUUUUGGGGCGGUAUGCGAAUUGGAGUGGGUCUAGGGUAUCCGGGAUGAUCCUGUUGAUGUGAGCCAUGACCAGCCUUUCAAAGCACUUCAUGGUGCCCCUAAACCCCUACAACUCAUCCAGAAUGCCGCAGCAGUGUUCAACCUUCCCAAGUUCUCUCACGUCACCCCGCUCCUCCGCACACUCCACUGGCUUCCAGUUGAAGCUCGCAUCUGCUACAAGACCAUGGUGCUUGCCUACGGAGCUGUGAGGGGAACGGCACCUCCGUACCUUCAGGCUCUGAUCAGUCCCUACACCGAAACGAGGGCAUUGCGUUCAUCCACCUCUGGCCUGCUGGCCCCCCUACCUCUGCGGAAGCACAGUUCCCGCUCAGCCCAGUCAAAACUGUUCGCUGCUCUGGCACCCCAAUGGUGGAACAAGCUCCCUCACGACGCCAGGACAGCGGAGUCACUCACCACCUUCCAGAGACACUUGAAACCCCACCUCUUUAAGGAAUACCUGGGAUAGGAUAAAGUAAUCAUUCUACCCCCCCUUACCCCCCCCCCCCCACCCCCCAAAAAAAAAUAAUAAUAAAAAAAAACAUAUUGUAAAGUGGUUAUCCCACUGGCUAUAAGGUGAAUGCACCAAUUUGUAAGUCGUCUGCUAAAUGAUGUAAAGGUAAAUGUAAAUGUAAUGGCUACCGACGUGAGUGCUACGGGGCAGUAAUCAAUUAGGCAGGUUACCUUCGCUUCCUUGGGCACAGGGACUAUGGUGGUCUGCUUGAAACAUGUAGGUAUUACAGACUCAGUCAGGGAGAGGUUGAAAAUGUCAGUGAAGACACUUGCCAGUUGGUCCUCCCCCCAUCUAAUGAUUAGCAGAGCGGCAGCAGGCAGCAGCAGGCUGUCUACACUCAUUGAGAGCGGGCUCCAGAAUCUUCCUGUGGUUGGCGGUUGCAGUGAAAAAUAUUAAAUAUAUACUACAUAUAUAUAUAUAUAUAUAUAUAUAUAUAUAUAUAUAUAAUAUAUACAGUAUAUAUUUCCUUAAUAAAAAAUAAAAACAACUUUCUUUUAAUUUUUUUUGCUGCCUCUUGUGUCCCCCACGGGCCUGGGCCCAGGGGCUUCAGCCCCAAUAAGCCCCUGCAUUCAUCCGGCCCCUUACUGCCUCUACAAACAAUGUCAAAUUAGGGCUGGCUAAAGUAACACACUUACACAUGUAAUGCUCUGAGUUGGUUUGUUAGGCAACAGCUGUAUUCAAGUUCACUGACUCAUGGACAAAUAGUGAUAUAGUUUGAUCAAUAGCAUAGACACUGUAGCCGUCAAGUCUUGAAGACUUCUCAUGAUCUCCUGGACUGUAGCAUCCUCUUUUGCCUACCCCCAAACCCCUCAUACUCCAUCCUUUUUUAAUACACGUCAGUGACGUUAUCUGAAUGGGCAUAUAAAAAGAGCACCAGGUAAUAAACUAAAAUGAAUCCCUCGCCUGGAGCAAAACAGAGAGCAGGCAGGGUCUACUACUUUAUUAAAGUCACAGAGCCCUCCAAAGUGCCAGAUAUUCAGAUAUUACAGCACCUACCUGUGUGCCGCAGCUGAAGACUGAAGACUCCUGACCAGAUUGAUGUCUUGAUUUAGGAGCGAGGCGUUAGAGCCGUGAUGGGAGGAUAUAAAUGCUAGAGUGUGCUUGUCUGUCUCGCUUUCAUCUGUCAGUGCGGAAACUGACAGACAGGAGCUUGUCUUACACAUCACUCCCCUGCACUGUGUGUGUGUGCGCGUGUGUGUGAAACAGGCAGCUGCCACCGAGCCUGCAUACCAGGCACCUGAAGCACACACUUAGUAUGACAAUGAGGCAAAUGGCUGUGAACAGGCACUGGUGACUUAUAGUAGAUGUAACACUAAGGUAAAGAUUGAAGCAGUUUGUGGAUAGGCUAGUGAAGCAUAAAAACACAUAUGUAAAACAUAAUUCUUUCCCCCAUUAUUUUUCCAUCUAAAACACUUUGCCCAGGGCACUCUUCCAGCCAGAUGCAGAGAAACUGAUCCAAGCCUUCAUCUUCUCUCGGAUCGACUAUGGUAACGCUGUUUGGGGGCCUCCCAGCCAAAUCACUACAGAGGCUCCAGCCAAUCCAGAACAGUGCUGCCAGGGUCCUGACUAGGACCAAGAAGUCAGACCACAUCAUCCCAACUCCACUGGCUAAUGGUCAACUACAGGAUCAACUUCAAAAUCCUUCUGCUCAUGUUUAAAGCCUUAAAUGGAUUAAGUCCCACCUACAUCAGCGACCUCAUUUUAAUCAGUGAGCCACCUCGCACUCUCCGCUUCAGCCACUCUCUACUGUUUCAAGUCCCCAAGACAUGUCUCCGAACUAUGGAGGCCCAAGUGUCACGCCCUGGCUCUGGGGACUCUUUAAUGUUGAGCCAGGGUGUGUAGUGUCUAUGUUGUAUUUUCUAUGUUUCGUUCUAGUUCUUGUUUUCUAUGUUGGCCAGGGUGGUUCCCAAUCAGAGGCAGCUGAUUCUCGUUGUCUCUGAUUGGGAACCAUACUUAGGCAGCCGGUUGGCACUAGUUUAUUGUGGAAUCUUGUUCUGUAUAGGUUUGUGUUGGUGAACCUGUAGACUUCCCGUAUCGUUUGUUGUUUUGUUAUUUGUAUAAAGUACUCAUUAAAAGAUGUACGCAUAUCACGCUGCGCCUUGGUCUGCUUCUUACGACGAUCGUGACAGAAGAUCCCACCAAAACAGGACCAAGCAGCGUGUUCAGGAGCAAACGCCGGGUAAGGAACUGGAGAAGUUGGCGAUGUCCCAGGUGGGCGAAUGGUGGUCUUGGGAGGACAUGUUCGCGGGCAGAGGGCCAUGGGCAAAAGUUAAGGCCCUGGCGAGAGAGGAGGUACGGCACCAACAGUGCCAUCGUCGGACAGGCGAGAGGCAACCCCAAUAAUUUUUUUGGGGGGGGCACACGGCAUGGACGACGGGGAUGCUGGAGGCAGCUACAGGACAUAUCGGCGGAUUAGGAGAGGAGGCCACCAGGUUUGGGGGGCUGGAAGGGAGGUUGGCGGAGCCUAGAGGGAGAGCAGAGCCAACUCCCCGUACUCAGGCUAGGCAGCAGGAGGCAGCGACAGGGCGUAUCUGCAGAAUAGGAGAGGAGGCCACCAGGUUACGGGGGCUAUUGGUCAUGAGGGAGCAGGAGUUAAUUGGUCAGAGGGAGGAGCUACUGGAGGCGAUAAGGGAGAAGGAGAGUGUAGAGGCACGGCGAGAGGAACUGAGUAGGCAGCAGAGGGAGCGGAGGUUUAUGAGGAAACCCAGUCCCGCUCCUCGCACCAAGCAAGUGGUGUGUGUCACCAGUCCGGUCCGGCCCGUUCCUGAUCCCUGCACUAAGCCGGUGGUGCGUGUUCCCAGUACGGCCCGACCCAUUCCUGCUUCCCGCACAAGGCCAGUGGUGUGUGUUCCCAGUACGGUCCGGCCCGUUCCUGCUCCCCGCACUAAGUUAGUGGUGCGUGUUCCCAGUACGGCCCAACCCGUUCCUGCUCCCCGCACAAGGCCAGUGGUGCGUGUUCCCAGUACGGCCCAACCCGUUCCUGCUCCCCGCACUAAGUUAGUGGUGCGUGUUCCCAGUACGGCCCAACCCGUUCCUGCUCCCCGCACCAAGCCAGUGGUGCGCGUCGCCAGCCUGGUCCGGCCUGUUCCUGCUCCCCGCACCAAGCCAGUGGUGCGCGUCGCCAGCCCGGUCCGGCCUGUUCCUGCUCCCCGCACCAAGCCAGUGGUGCACGUCGCCAGCCCGGUCCGGCCUGUUCCUGCUCCCCGCACCAAGCCAGUGGUGCGCGUCGUCAGCCCGGCACGGUCCGUGCCUGUUCCACCGGUGCCUGGUCCGGCACCGGUCAGCUGCUCCACACUGGAGCCAAAGCAAUCCGCUCCACCGAUGUCCAGUCCAGCUCCGGCCAGCGGGGCCAGACCAGACCAGGGGCGCUACGGGGGGGGUAGCGAGAGAGUGGUGGUCACGCCCGGAGCCGGAUCCGCCUCCGAGGCGGAAUGCCCACCCGGCCCCUACCCUCUUGAUUUUGGUUGGCGCGGGUCGCAGUCCGCGCCUUUGGGGGGGGGGGGGGGGUACUGUCACGCCCUGGCUCUGGGGACUCUUUAAUGUUGAGUCAGGGUGUGUAGUGUCUAUGUUGUAUUUUCUAUGUUUCGUUCUAGUUCUUGUUUUCUAUGUUGGCCAGGGUGGUUCCCAAUCAGAGGCAGCUGAUUCUCGUUGUCUCUGAUUGGGAACCAUACUUAGGCAGCCGUUUGGCACUAGUUUAUUGUGGGAUCUUGUUCUGUAUCGGUUUGUGUUGGUGAACCUGUAGACUUCACGUAUCGUUUGUUGUUUUGUUAUUUGUAUAAAGUACUCAUUAAAAGAUGUACGCAUAUCACGCUGCGCCUUGGUCUGCUUCUUAUAACGAUCGUGACACCAAGAUUUCUGCUCACUUGCCCCUCGCGUAUGGAAAUAUCUCCCUGACCAUCUGAGAGCUGCUCACUCAGAACUUUUCAAACAGGCCUUAAAACCCACUUCUUCAGACUAUAUUUCUCACAAAUGAAUUUUUAGCACCUAGCCCACUAUUGCUAUUUUACCUGCCUUGAUUCUAAAUGUAUGUUGUUUUUCUUAGUAGAGCUUUGAGAUAACUCUGUAAUGAAAAUCGCUAUACAAAUGACAUGUAUUAUUAUUAUUAUUAUUAUUAUUAUUAUUAGUAGUAGUAGUAGUAGUAGUAGUGAGUUGGGAUGGUCUGAAUUGGAUUAGUGGCUGAAGAUAAAAUCCAGGCUAAAAACAAAUGGCUGAAUUCCAAAGGUUUUUGCAAACACUCCAUUCAUUGUUUACUUCACAGGGCUUUCUGUAGAGCAGGGGUAUUCAGCUCUUACCAUACCAGGUCCAGAGCCUGCUGCUUUUCUGUUCCUGA